Messenger RNA from Trypanosoma cruzi, 2769 nucleotides. Its product is annotated as trans-sialidase, putative. The record is from RefSeq and is a predicted model, not a curated record. Lineage: Eukaryota; Euglenozoa; Kinetoplastea; Trypanosomatida; Trypanosomatidae. Gene Ontology annotation, molecular function: exo-alpha-sialidase activity. The transcript has a single exon. Gene Ontology annotation, cellular component: cytoplasm; membrane; intracellular membrane-bounded organelle. Bases 1 to 2769 code for a protein of 922 amino acids. Gene Ontology annotation, biological process: oligosaccharide catabolic process; ganglioside catabolic process.
AUGCCCAGCAUGUCCCGGCGUGUGUUUACUUCCGCGGUGCUGCUCCUCCUCUUCGUUAUGAUGUGCUGCGGCAGUGGAGCUGCCCCUACUGAGGCGAGCAAUUCAGGGAAAAAAAUCAUCUUUCAAGUAAAUGAAUCAUUUUCUGAUUCAUGGAACGAAUCUUUGGUACAAGCAUUUCAUUCGUUCCGUGCACCCUCUCUUGCUUACGUGAGUGGUUUUGUUGUGGCCACUGUUGAAGCGCAUUACACAAACUCCACGGAUCAAAAAUCGUGCGUAAGUAUCGCUGCAAAGUCGAUGAUAAGCAGUGGAGGGACGUGGACAAAUGGAACUGCCAUCGUGUUUGAUCAUUACGACGUGAAAAUUGACCGCCUGUUGAGCCCAACUACCAUUGCGAACGGUAAUAGUGAUGAUACAAAUGCUCUUGUCGGGGGUUAUGGCACGUCAACGACUCCAUUGACGGAGUUGACUGAUGGUAAAUAUUGGAUGCCCAGGAUGGCGGAAGUUAUGGUUCGGCGUUACAGAGACGGUGAGGAAGAGGAACGUUUUGAGUGGAAACAGUUUGCAGACACGUCGAAACUUCCUUAUGACUUUUGGGGGGAUAACAGCGCUAACCGCGACCGUUUCAAACAAUUCCUGGGUGGUGGUGGCGCAGGCAUUAGGAUGGAGGACAAAAGUCGCUAUUUGCUGCCUAUUCAAGCCUUGACCCAUGAUGGAAAGAACGUUUCUUUGGUCAUCCUUGCCAACGGUACCUAUUAUGGUUGGGAGUUCUCGGAGGAUACGAGUGAUGAGGGAUGCAUCCAGCCUGCGGUCCUUGAAUGGAAUGAUGAAAUUAUCAUGAUGACGUCGUGUGAUGACGGCAGCCGCAGGGUUUACUGGUCAAGCGCCAUGGGGAGAUGGUGGUAUGAGGAAUACGACACUCUUUCACGCGUGUGGGGCAACUCGCUGAAUCGUACAGGGCACGGCGUGCAGGGUGGCUUCGUCAGCGCGAUGAUCGAUGGACAGAAAUACAUCCUCGUCAGUCGGCCGGUAUAUGCUGAGAAGAACGGUAAAGAGACGGGCCGACUUCACUUGUGGCUGACGGACAUGCAACGAAUUUAUGAUGUUGGGCCGAUAUCCGCUGAGAAUGAGAACGUUGCCGCCAGCACUCUGCUGUACGCCACGGUCGAAGCGCAGUCAUUGAAAAAGGAAGGACCGAAGGAAGAGAAGAAACUGUACUGCUCGUACGAGGUUGCUGCAGAGGGAGAUAACUACAACAUUACUUUUGUGGACCUGACGGAGAAGCUGGAGGAGAUGAAGAAGGUGGUGGCUGCAUGGAAGGAGAAGGACGCGUACAUUGCGAGGGAACACGGCUGCGGGAAUGAAUGGAGGAAUAAUUGGCACCGUGACUGUGGUGAAGCCCUCACUAAAGGGCUGUUUGGCUUCUUAUCCAACAAGUCAACUGACAGCACGUGGGCAGACGAGUACCUCGGGGUGAAUGCCACAGUGAAGAAAGGGAUGCCAGCGGCGGAUGGUGGAUUGACGUUCGAAGGGUCCGGAGCAGGGGCGGAGUGGCCUGUUGGCAAAAUGGGGCAGAAUGUGCCGUACUACUUUGCGAACUACAAGUUCACUCUUGUGGCGACAGUGUCCAUUCACAAGGAGCCGAAGGGAAGCAGCUCUAUCCCUUUGAUGGGUGUGAGGAUGAACGAUGCAAAAGGCACCCUGCUCUUUGGUCUGUCGUACACCCACGAAAAGAAGUGGAAGGUAACAUUCGGUGAGAGUCUUCGGAAUUCCUCGGCGUAUGAUUACGGUGUUGGAUGGGAAACAAACAAAAAAUAUCAGGUGGCACUGGAAAUGCAUCAUUAUGAUGGCGUGAGUGUGUACGUGGAUGGAGAGGAGAUAUACUACACCAAAGAUUAUGAGGACGGGGAGGAUUACAACUUUACUCAAAAGUUACGAACGCUGUUGAGGUCCCACGGCAUCUCGCACUUUUACAUUGGCGGGGACAGUACGAGCAACUCGGACGAAAUUGAUGUGACGGUGAGCAACGUCCUGCUGUACAACCGCGCUUUGAACGAAGCAAAGCUCAAUGCGUUAAUGAAGAGGAACACAGUCGCUGCUGCAGCGGCGAAGGUGCCGGACCAGGAAGUUGCGGCUCAAACUACCAAUGUGAGUGAACCUUCUCGUCAUCCCGCCAAUGUGCCCGUCGCCACGCCUGAAGCACAGCAAGACGCCACAUCAGCACCACGAAGUCAACACUCACCAGCGCAAACAUCAGAAAGUGAAAGUGGACCAGCAGAAUCCAAGCAAACAUCUUCUGAUAUCAUUGACCCCUUCACCUCAGCUGGUGUGGGAAUGGCGGAAGAAGACUCUACGUGGAACGUCAACACCGACGAUCGGGCGCCGCACGGCACUUCACCUGAUGUUUUGGAGAGCGUGCACGACGAGCCGUCCACUGCCAACACGCUCGCCAGCGACGAACAAGACGCUGACCGUGACGAGGACACGCAUGCCCACACUGCCGUGGGCACGAACAGCGAACCCGAUUCAUUCAGCAGCACUAACGUGUCGGGUGGCGCUGAUGCCGCGCCGACUCCUUCGAGCACAGCGCCUGGGGAAAACAAGGUCCCAUCGGAGCUCAACGCAACAAUACCCUCGGACCACGACAUUUUGCUUGAGUUCCGCGAUUUGGCGGCCAUGGCUCUAAUUGGUGACAGCACCGUGCAUGCGUGUGUGUCUCGGGUGUUGUUGCUGCUGCUUCUGGGGCUGUGGGGCACUGCGGCUCUCUGCUGA